Suricata suricatta (meerkat) is the source of this 1582-nucleotide messenger RNA. RefSeq names its product proline rich 5 (gene PRR5). The transcript has 8 exons. The record is from RefSeq and is a predicted model, not a curated record. Gene Ontology annotation, cellular component: TORC2 complex. NCBI's taxonomy places the organism in Eukaryota, Metazoa, Chordata, Mammalia, Carnivora, Herpestidae. Bases 19 to 1278 code for a protein of 419 amino acids. Gene Ontology annotation, biological process: TORC2 signaling.
UGGUGGUUAGAAGCAGAGAUGGAGAGAACCACAGAGCAGAUGCUGGGGGCACCUGGGGACAUGCCUCUCCUCGGGUCACUGCUGAAGAAACCCGCAGGGCACAUCGCUGCUAGGCCCAGCAUCCACAACGGGGUCAUCGCCAUCUUCCAGCGCAAGGGGCUGCCUGACCAGGAGCUUUUCAGCCUCAACGAAGGCGUCCGGCAGCUGCUGAAGACGGAGCUGGGGUCCUUCCUCACGGAGUACCUGCAGAACCAGCUGCUGACGAAAGGCAUGGUGAUCCUGAGGGACAAGAUCCGCUUCUACGAGGCACGCCCGGGCCUCCCACCAGCUCCUGUGCAGCGAUCCUCAGAGAAGAGAAGCUUUGUUCGGCCUAGUGGGGUCGUGCCUGGAGCGCCUGUGUCCACCAAGCCGCCCAGCAGGGGAGCGCCCGCCCCCUCCAACCUCCCCAGGCCUGGGGGCCACAGGGCCUGGCCCUCAGUUCCCAUCCGGAACCCCGGCUUGUUACGGGUCCCUCGCCCAGACUCCUCAGCCGGCUUCACCCCGACCCACCGGGCUGCCCCCUCCUCAGAGCCCCCGCAGGCACCCCUUCACCGCCCUGUGGUCAUCACGGACACUGGGGCCCGAGCCAAGAUCAGCCCGCCGGACUCUAGUCUGACUUCUGGGGACCACGGGGUCCCACCAAGCAGCAGAGGCGUCAGCGACACGUCCCGGGCUGCAGCUGUUCAGUCCAGGCAGAGAGGCCGAGAGCUCAUGGCCGCCUCCCGCCCUGACCCCGUGGCUGUCUGUCUGUCUGUCUCUGCAGAGAAGCACUUGCUGCGUCGCUCCCGCCCCGGGGACGUCCUGGCCAAGAACCCAGUGGUGCGCUCCAAGAGCUACAACACCCCGCUGCUGAACCCCGUGGCGGAGCACGAGGCCGAGGCCGCGGCGGCCGGUGGCUCCGGCGUCCGCAGGCACUCCGUCUCCGAGAUGACGUCCUGCCUCGAGCCCCAGGGCUUCUCCGACACGCCAGGCCAGGGCCCCACCGUGGCCUUCAGACCCUCUCCGGUCCCCCCGACGGGGCCCUGCCCCAGCAGACUGCACCCGCCCGCCCAGCCCCCGGAGCCCUGCCCAGACCCGGUCCGCGGCUCCCCGUCCUCCUCCAGCCCGGAGAACCUGGUGGACCAGAUCCUGGAGUCCGUGGACUCGGAUUCCGAAGGGAUCUUCAUUGACUUUGGCCGGGGUCGUGGCUCCGGCACGUCUGAGUUUGAGGGGACCGGGGGUCGGCAGAGCAUCGUGUGAGGUCCUCAGUCUUUACCGCCCCCACGUGUGUGUGUGUGUGUGUGUGUGUGUGUGUGUGUGUGUGUGUGUGUGUGUGAGCGUGAGCGCCCGUGUGCAUGCCUGUGGGGUGCGUGCGUGCGUGCAAGAGACUUUUUACUCCGUCCCGUCCAGCUCGCCCUGGGCCCCCCGCCAUUCUGUCAUCCUGAGUCUCUGUUGGAAAGCCCGUCACCGCCCCAGCCCCCGGCCCCACCCCUGCUGGGUCGCACGGCCACGCGGGCACGGAACAGACGUCGCCACUCUGGCCCCCGGCGUCCCCAUCCGCAGA